UAAUUAAGGGCUAAAAUGUUGAUGGGUCCCUCAUAUUUAUGUCAAUGCAGGUGUUGAUUGCAAAACAUUUUAGUGUCUACUUUUUUGUGGGUUAGUCUUUGAGGUUUUUUUUUUUCUUCUUAUGAUGAUUUUUACUUCUUUUUAGUUGAGUUUUUCUGGGUAUUUAGCAUCAAAUGUGGGAGUUAAGUUGUAAAUUGAGCUGAAGUUGAAUAACAGGUUGAACAUUUGUUGAUCUUUUGGUGUUUGGUUGGUGACAGUGAUUGAUUCCUCAAAAGAGAUUCUGUUCUGGUGAAAAUUAGCUUAAGGGGGUUUCUUCUAGUUGAGUUGGGCAGUUCUUGUUGUGUGGUGAAGAUAUAGGUUUGAAGUAAUGGUGAGACUUUUUAGGUUUGUUUUGCUUUCACUAUAUUUGGCCUCUACAUUGGGGCAGCUUCCGUCACCGGAUAUUAUGGCAUUGCUUCAAUUUAAGAAGGGUAUUAAGCAUGACCCUACUGGUUAUGUGUUGAAUUCAUGGAAUGAGGAGUCCAUUGAUUUCAAUGGUUGCCCUUCUUCUUGGAAUGGCAUAGUUUGUAAUGCGGGACAUGUUGCCGGGGUUGUUCUUGAUAACUUGGAGCUCUCUGCCGAGGCAGACUUGAGUGUUUUUUCUAACCUUACCAUGUUGGUAAAACUUUCAAUGGCAAACAAUUCCAUAAGUGGCAAAAUUCCUGGUAACAUAGGCUCCUUUGAUAAGCUUCAGUAUUUGGAUAUCUCAAACAACUUGUUUGCUGACUCUUUGCCAUCAGGAAUUGGUAACUUGGCUAGCCUUCAGAACCUUUCAUUUGCCGGAAACAAUUUCUCUGGACCAAUUCCUGAUUCUAUAUCCGGACUUACUUCACUCCAGUCAUUGGACUUGAGCCGCAACUCCUUUUCCGGCCCUCUGCCUUACUCAUUGACAAAGCUGGGUAGUUUAGUUUAUCUAAAUUUAUCUAACAAUGAGUUUCAGAAGAAGAUUCCAAAAGGAUUUGAAUUGCUUUCAAGUCUCGAGGUGCUUGACUUGCAUGGAAACAUGCUUGAUGGAAAUCUUGAUGCGGAGUUCCUGUUAUUUUCAAGUGCUAUUCAUGUUGAUUUAAGUGACAACCAACUUGAGAAUUCUGGUUCACAGAAGGAGAAAUUUCUGGCUGGCGUGUCUGAGACGGUUAAGUAUCUGAAUCUCAGCCAUAACAGGCUUACUGGAUCAUUAAUUGGUCAAACUCAGCUCUUUGAGAAUAUCAAGGUCUUGGAUUUGAGUUAUAAUAUGUUGUCUGGUGAUUUACCUGAAUUCAACUUUGUUUAUGAUCUGGAGGUCCUCAGGUUGAGCAACAACAGAUUUUCAGGGUUUGUUCCUAAUGAUCUGCUGAAAGGAGGCCCUCUACUUCUUACUGAUUUGGAUUUGAGUGGCAAUAAUCUCACAGGUCCAAUUAGCAUCAUCAUGUCUACAACGCUAAGGACGCUUAAUCUGUCUUCAAAUGGUCUUUCUGGUGAACUGCCAGUGCUGACUGGAGAUUGUGCUAUCCUUGAUUUAUCCAACAACCAAUUUAAAGGGAAUUUGACAAGAAUGGCAAAAUGGGGAAAUGUCGAGUUCCUUGACCUCAGCCAAAAUCGUUUGACAGGUCCUAUUCCUGAAACAACAUCUCAGUUUUUGCAUCUAAACUAUCUCAACCUUUCCCAUAACUCCAUCCGUAGCAGCCUUCCUAAAGACGUGACACAAUUUCCAAAGCUUAGUGUAUUGGAUCUCAGUUUCAAUCAAUUAGACGGAUCUCUACAGAGUGGUUUAUUGACUAUGCCAACCUUGCAAGAAUUACAUCUUGCUGGAAAUUCUUUUAAUGGGAGUAUUGAGUUCUCUCCUCCCCCUGGCCAGUCCAAUCUUCGAGUCCUCGAUCUUUCCGAUAACCAUUUAGGUGGCUACUUUCCUGAUAGAUUUGGGUCGCUGACUGGUCUCGAGGUGCUCAAUCUUGCUGGAAAUAAUAUUUCAGGUUCCUUGCCAACUUCCAUGAAUGACAUGAGUUCAUUGACAUCUUUGGAUAUAUCUGAGAAUCACUUUACUGGUUCUUUGCCAACUAACCUGUCUAGUAACCUUCAAAGCUUUAAUGCAUCAUACAAUGACCUUUCUGGAGUUGUUCCAGAGAAUUUGAGAGUGUUUCCUCGCUCAUCUUUCUUUCCUGGAAAUUCCAAGCUGCAACUUCCAAAUGCACCUCCUGGACCUGAGGAUUCUGCUGGUGGAAACUCCAAGAGGAAAUCAAUGAAGACCCUGAUUAAAGUGAUCAUUAUUGUUGCAUGUGUGGUUGUUUUUUUCAUUUUAAUUUUGCUUGCCAUCUUCAUACAUUAUAUUCGUAUCUCAAGGAGACCUCUAUCUGAUGAUGUUACUAAGAAAGAUGUUCAGAGGAAGGUGCCACCAAAUCCCUCUGGUACUGGUGGAAGGGAAAAUCCCCAUAAUUUGGUUGUUUCAGCUGAAGAUAUUAUUACCACCACCAGGAAAGGAUCCUCAUCUGAGAUAAUGAGUCCUGAUGAGAAAACAGCUGCUGUAACUGGGUUCUCUCCAUCCAAAACUAGCCAGCUAUCAUGGUCGCCAGGAUCUGGAGAUUCUCUUCCAGCAGAGAACCUAGCCAAACUUGAUGUCAGAUCCCCUGAUCGCUUGGCAGGCGAGUUGUUUUUUCUUGAUGAUACAGUAUCAUUGACACCCGAGGAGCUGUCAAGAGCUCCCGCAGAGGUUUUAGGUCGUAGCAGCCAUGGAACUUCUUACAGGGCUACGUUGGAAAAUGGUAUGUUCUUAACUGUGAAGUGGCUAAGAGAAGGUGUGGCAAGACCAAAAAAGGAUUUUUCCAAGGAAGCUAGGAAGUUCGCAAAUAUCAGGCAUCCUAAUGUUGUUGCACUGCGAGGAUACUAUUGGGGACCUACCCAGCAUGAGAAGCUCAUUCUUUCAGACUAUAUUUCACCUGGAAGUCUUGCAAGCUUUCUUUAUGAUCGGCCAGGGAGAAAAGGUCCACCAUUGACUUGGCCACAGAGACUGAAGAUUGCAGUGGAUGUUGCACGAGGUUUGAACUAUCUUCAUUUUGAUCGAGCUCUUCCUCAUGGUAAUCUUAAAGCAAACAACAUACUACUGGAUGGUCCUGAGCUUAAUGCACGAGUAGCAGAUUACUGUCUUCACCGACUCAUGACUCAAGCUGGAACCAUUGAGCAAAUCCUCGAUGCUGGUGUUCUAGGAUACCGUGCUCCAGAACUGGCUGCUUCUAAGAAACCACUACCGUCUUUCAAGUCAGAUGUUUAUGCCUUCGGAGUUAUACUGCUGGAAUUGUUGACUGGCAGAUGUGCUGGUGAAGUGGUUUCUGGUGAAGAAGGGGGAGGUGUUGAUUUGACAGACUGGGUUCGGUUGCGAGUUGCUGAAGGACGGGGUUCUGAUUGCUUUGACUCUGUCCUGAAUGCAGAAAUGGGAAAUCCUACUAUAGCUAAGGGUUCAAAGGAGGUCCUUGCAAUAGCUUUACGAUGUAUACGCUCAGUUUCUGAGAGACCAGGUAUCAAGACUAUAUAUGAGGAUCUUUCAUCCAUUUAGAUUUUUUGUGUUUUUAGUUUUUGGAAUUUUGAUUGUUAGAUCUUCCUAAAAUGGGAUAUGUUACUAGGUAGCCUCACUUUUGAGGGUUGGUUUUUUUUUCUGUAGGCAGUGAGUUUUGUUUUUCUUGAAUGAUGAUUGUGUAAAUGGGCCAUCGUUCAAUGUUUGCAUUUUGAGAUAGAUGCCCAUGUGUAAAAAGAAUUGCAGAUAUCACUUUGCCAAUACCUUAUUAGCAAUGUGAGUCUUUAGGUUUGUUAACCAAUUCUACUGCUUGAUUAUGACAGCUGAAUUGUAAAAAACACUACAGUUUUUUUUUCCUGUUUUUUUGGUUCUUACUUGUGGUUUGGGCGUCUGCCAUAUAAAUUUCUGGCAUGAUACCGAGAUUUGGUAGUUC
This is a messenger RNA of Beta vulgaris subsp. vulgaris (sugar beet), 3953 nucleotides long. Its product is annotated as LRR receptor-like serine/threonine-protein kinase GHR1. Gene Ontology annotation, molecular function: protein binding; ATP binding; protein kinase activity. The record is from RefSeq and is a predicted model, not a curated record. Bases 368 to 3562 code for a protein of 1064 amino acids. Gene Ontology annotation, biological process: protein phosphorylation. The transcript has 4 exons. Lineage: Eukaryota; Viridiplantae; Streptophyta; Magnoliopsida; Caryophyllales; Amaranthaceae.